This is a messenger RNA of Musa acuminata AAA Group (dessert banana), 815 nucleotides long. RefSeq lists its product as uncharacterized. The record is from RefSeq and is a predicted model, not a curated record. The transcript is spliced from 2 exons. Lineage: Eukaryota; Viridiplantae; Streptophyta; Magnoliopsida; Zingiberales; Musaceae. Bases 133 to 699 code for a protein of 188 amino acids.
AAUGAAAACCCAUCCCAAAAUCUCUCACCGCCAUUCACAAGCAAGGGUGGGGCCAACCGAUGUUCACCGAUCAGUACUCGCACUAUUAGCUGAUAGGUGUCACAUAACGUCCUCAACUCGGAGCUCAUCGGGAUGGGAUGCUGGAUCUUGCACCCGAUGGGCAUCUCGCCGACGCCCGUAGAGGACCCUUCGCUUCUCUCUUCUCCGCCUACCAAAUUCGCCUCCGCUUCCAAGCUUAGAAGCGGCGUCGUCUACCGAAAGCCCCAAUUCCUCACCCAUCGAUGGCUCUGCGCCCCAAAUCCCCAACCUCGCCCACUCCGUCUCGCCGCGUCCGCCGCUGGACCCCCGGAUGAGGAGGAGGCCGAGGAAGCCCCGGUCCAGGAACUUAGGGUCCCCGAAGCUUGGUUGACCCCUUCGAACGCUUUACAGGAAUCAGAAUGGCUUAGAGUAACUCUUCACAAGUGGCUGGACGACGAGUAUUGUCCCGAAGCUGCUAAUGCAGAGAUCAGCAAGGUUGCUGCACGCUCAUACUAUGAGUCCUUGAUGGAGCAGCAGUCAGACCUGGGCGAAAUAUUGCUGAAGAUGGCAAAGGAUUUGGAGAUGGUAUCAUUCCAGGAAAGCUUCCAUGGAGCCUUCUCAUCCGCUAAUGCUGCCAUACACUUAGUAACUCUGCGGAUGAACUCGAUGGCAGGGCGGUAGGUUCAUAUGAUAUGAUGGAGACAUCUUUGUGGUGAUUGUUUUGUGAUCCAAGACAUGCAAUCCCUGAGUGUGAAAGAAUUACUUGGAGCAUAACAAGAAUGCUCUCCUACAACUUA